This is a messenger RNA of Monodelphis domestica (gray short-tailed opossum), 2847 nucleotides long. Lineage: Eukaryota; Metazoa; Chordata; Mammalia; Didelphimorphia; Didelphidae. The record is from RefSeq and is a predicted model, not a curated record.
UAGGGAAGUAACCCGAGAAGAGGAAGCCGAGUCGGUAGCUGCCUGAGCAUCGCUUUCCGGUGAGCUUGGGGGGUUCCUACAGACGCUUGUCCCAGCGAGCCUCGGACUGGCCAGAAGCCAAAGGGGGCCGUUAUAAGGGCUUCCCCGGCGCCAGGCUGUUCCCCUCUGCGAGGCGUCUGGGAAUGGCUCCUGCCGCUCUCCUGCUGGCUCCCCUUCUCCUGGCAUCCCUCCGGGACGUCUCGGCAGGCUCCCUCUUGAGCCGGCUGCGGGACCACGUCCGAGAAGCGCAGGCUGGGCUGGGCCGGAGCCCGGGGGAGCCGAGUUCGGUGACGGAGGGCUGGCUCUGGCAGCCGCUGGAUCCUUUUAACAGCUCCGACGGGCGCUCCUUCCGCCAGAGGUACUGGGUGAAUGUCGGACACUGGCGGCCCCCACGUGCUCCCGUUUUCCUGCACAUUGGGGGUGAAGGCAGCCUUGGGCCAAGCUCCGUGUGGAAAGGUCACCCUGGGACCCUGGCCGCCAGCUGGGGGGCCCUGGUGAUAUCCCUGGAGCACCGAUUUUAUGGACAGAGCAUCCCCCCAAGGGGACUUGAUGGGGCUCAGCUCCGCUUCCUGUCCAGCCGCCACGCCCUGGCGGACGUGGCCUCUGCCCGCCUCCGUCUCUCUGGAAUCUACAACAUCUCGGCCUCCAGUCCCUGGAUUGCUUUCGGAGGGUCCUAUGCUGGCUCCCUGGCGGCCUGGGCCCGGCUGAAGUACCCCCACCUCAUCUGGGCAGCCGUGGCCUCUUCAGCUCCUGUGCAAGCCCAGCUGGACUUUUCCGGUUACAAUUGGGUAGUGUCCAGAAGCCUGGCAGACCCACAAGUGGGGGGCUCCCCCAAGUGCCAGAGGGCCAUGGCCCAGGCCUUCUCCGAGCUAGAUGAUCGCCUGUCUGAGGGCGGUGAGACUCGGGCUGUGGUGCAAGCAGAGGUAAGGGCGUGUGGGUCUCUGGAGGCCCCUGAGGAUCAGGCUGAGCUCCUGGAGCAGCUGGAGGGGCUGGUGGAGGGAGUGGUGCAGUACGACCAGCAGGCUGGAGCUCCCCUGGACGUGAGAGGUCUCUGCCACCUUGUCUUGGCCAACCAGAGCAGAGGGCCCCUUUCAGGACUCCAGGACGCCAUCCAGCUUGUGCUCCAGACUCUGGGCCUCCCGUGCCUACCCAGCUCCAAGGCAGCUGCCCUGGCUGAACUGAAGGAUACCAACCCACAAGCUGCGAGCCUGGGCUACAGGCAGUGGUUCUAUCAAACGUGUACAGAGUUUGGAUACUAUAUCACUUGUAAGGAUCCCAGCUGCCCCUUCUCCAGGCGCAAGACGCUGUCCGACCAGCUUCAGUUGUGUGCUCAGGUGUUUGGGCUCUCGCCCACCUCUGUGGCCCAAGCUGUGAACUGGACCAACACCUACUAUGGUGGCUGGAGCCCAGGGGCUACCCGUGUGUUCUUUGUCAAUGGUAAGGGGUGGGUUGGGGUACCCAGAGGCCCUCACUCUCAAGUCAGUUUUACUUGUCCCCUCUCAGUAUUUCCUUUCCUCUUCUUCUUCCCAGGAGAUAUUGAUCCUUGGCAUGUGCUGAGUGUGCUCCAGGCCCUUGGCCCCUCAGAGCCAGCCAUGCUCAUGAGGGGCACAUCCCACUGCUCGGACAUGGCCCCACCCCAGCCUUCAGAUCCUCCCAGCCUAUACCUAGGGCGACAGAGGAUUGUCCAGCAGCUCAAGAUCUGGCUCCAGGAGGCAAAAGUCAAUCUAGGCAGUCCUGGUGAUCAAUGAGAGCCUCUGGACACCCCAUUACCUUACCCUUUCCCAAGCCUGAACGGAUUUCUCUUUUCUCUGAAUUGGUAGAUCACAAGGGAACUUUCUUCAACUCUUCCUUGCAGCAACCAUUUGAUGCUUCUAGGUAUUUCACUUGCAAACACAUGGAUCAAUGAAAAUCUGGCAUCUUUUCAGCAAAACCUGGGAUCCUGGCCACAAAGAAUUCAGAAUUUUUGUCAACAUCUGCUCCCUUGAAACAAGUACAUCUUAUCCAGGUCAGCGCCAUCUUUGCCGACAUUCACAUCAUUGAGAUAAUCAGCCUUCUUUUACCUGAAACAUCUGCUUUGCUGUCAGAGCUCAUGGGCAAACAGUGAUCACUCAUUUCUGGAAUCUCCAGACUGAACAGCAGGAUGGCCUAAUGGGCAGAGCACGGCAUGGGGGAUGGGGUCAGAGGACCUGGUCAUCUCCCAUAUUCCUCCCUCUCCUCUCACUUCCCAGGGUAACCUCAGCCAAGGUUCUUUAUCGCUCAGGUCUGUUUCCUCAUCUGUAAACGGAGGGGGUCAGACUACAUGAUGUCUAAAGUCUUUGUAAGCUUCAUAUUCUAGGAUCUGAACCUUUGAAAACUUAACUCUCAUUUAUUUUUAAUUUUUAAAAAACCCUUACCUUCCAUCUUACAGUCAAUAUUGGGGAUUGGCUCUAAGGCAGAAGAGCUGUAAGGACUUGGCAAUGGUGGGUAUCUUGCCCAUGAUAACAUAGCUAGUCAGUAUCUGAGGCCAGCUUUGAACCCAGAAUGUAUUGUCUCUAGGCCUGGCUCUCAAUCCACUGAGCCACUUCGUUGCUUCCUUGACUCUCACUUAAUAUCUAUAUAUAAUCAGCAAGCAUCCAUGCCAUUUCUCAUCUGCAAACAUCAAAACCAACAAAACAUCUAUUUUUUGCCAGAAAAUUUACAUGCCAUUAUUAUAAUUAAUUGUGAUAUUCUCUCAUCUGUAAUUUGAUUCGUUCGCAAACACUGCAUCGGUCUCAUCCAGGGCAAGAGCUCAAUAGCCAUCGACUAUAAAUACUUGCUUUUGUCCGAAAA